CACGGCAGGGUGACGCCAUUUUGAAGUGGUCCCGAGCAGAGGAGACGGUCUUGGAAAAUUCAGCUCGUCCUGAACAGCGCGGAUUAACUGCAGCCUUUUUGUUUUUGUUUUUUUGUUGUCGUUUUUUUUUUUAGCUUUUCUUGCUACCGAACCGAACCUGGGUUCCCCGCGUGCACCGAGACCUAUUUGGACCGCGGAGGGAUUCGCUUGUUGGAGCCACUUUGAAGCGGGACGCCGCUUUUAUUCGGAGCUCUUCGGAAUAGCCUUAUCCCCCUCCCGCUGGAGCGGCCGGAACCGCGGUGCUGGUGGCAGGACAGCCCCGCCGGACUGUCGGGCGAAGCCGAAGCUCCUAGUCGGAGUAAAACGUCCAUUUUUGGGAGUAUAAAAUCCACGGGAAUGAGCAUUUCCGUAGCGUUUUGAUGUGUUUUAGCUAUGCGGCCGGAGCUCCGCUAGGAGAAGUUUGAUUGGACGGCGGAGUGCGAUUAAUUUCCAGUCCGAUGGAUGUUAGCCCUGCCCGGCUGUGGCUCGGCUCCCUGCACCGCUCCUCGGAAGCCCCGUGCACCGGCGAUCUGUCCGUCAAGCCGGAGAUCUGGCGACUCCACACCGCCGCGGAGCCGACCCCCCUCGCCUGCCUGUAAACCUGGAAAUACCACCAUCGAUCCCCUCUUCUUCAUCCUCCUCCUCCUCUUCCUCAGUGUGUGGACUUACCUGGGAUCGUUCGGAUUUAGACUCUUUAGUGAAUUAAAAUGGUCGACUCGGACACACUGGGUUGUUUAGAGGACUUUUAACUGACAAUAUUUUGACUUUUUUUUUUUAAAUUAGUUUAUAUAUAUUUUUAAACAAUUCUUUGCAUUGAGCGGAUCGAACUCGGAUGGAAAAUGGGAGACGCCACAAAGCUGGCCAUAGCCGUUUUCCUCAUCUCCUGUUCUUCAGGCGCCAUCCUGGGACGCUCCGAGACUCAGAAGUGCGUCUACUACAACUCCAGCUUUGAAAAAGACGGAACCAACCGCAGCGGCAUCGAGCCCUGCUAUGGCGAAAAAGGCAAGCGGCGGCACUGCUACGCCACGUGGAAGAACGUCUCGGGAAACAUCGAGAUCGUCAAGCAGGGCUGCUGGCUGGAUGAUAUGAACUGCUACGACAGCAAUGAGUGCGUGGAGAAGAAGGAGAGUCCAGAUGUCUUCUUCUGCUGCUGCGAAGGGAACCUGUGCAACGAGAGGUUCAUGCACGGCCCGGACGGGCCCCAGCAGAAUGACCAUUCAACCGCUUACACCACCUCCAACCCCUUCCCCCAGAAGCCGCAGCUCUUCAGCACCAUGCUGUACUCGCUGGUUCCCAUCGUGGGCCUCGCCGCCGUCGUCCUAUUCUCCUUCUGGAUGUGGAGGCACCACAAACUGGCCUACCCAGCCGCCCUGGUCCCCACCCACCACGCCUUUCACAUUAUGGUGGAGGAUCCCGGGCCCUCGCCCCCGUCUCCCAUUUUGGGCCACAAACCCCUGCAGCUGAUCGAGGUGAAAGCCAGGGGGCGCUUCGGCUGCGUGUGGAAGGCGCAGUUGCUGAGCGAAUACGUGGCCGUCAAGAUCUUCCCCAUCCAGGACAAACUGUCAUGGCAGAACGAGUACGAGAUCUACACCGUGAGUGGCAUGAAGCACGAGAACAUCCUGCACUUCAUCGGCGUGGAGAAGCGCAACAACAACCUCGACCUGGAGCUGUGGCUCAUCACGGCCUACCACGAGAAGGGCUCCCUGACAGACUUCCUUAAAGCCAACGUGGUGUCAUGGAACGAGCUCUGCCACAUUGCUCAGACGGCGGCCCGCGGCCUCGCCUACCUGCACGAGGACAUCCCGGGACACAAGGAUGGGCACAAGCCCUCCAUUGCCCACAGGGACAUCAAGAGUAAGAAUCUGCUUCUGAAGAGCAACCUGACCAUCUGCAUCGCUGACUUUGGCCUUGCUCUAAAGUUUGAGGCCGGAAAAUCUGCUGGAGACACGCACGGACAGGUGGGAACCCGUCGCUACAUGGCCCCUGAGGUCCUGGAGGGGGCCAUCAACUUCCAGCGAGACUCCUUCCUGCGCAUUGACAUGUACGCCUUCGGUCUCGUCCUAUGGGAGUUGGCGUCUCGUUGCACCGCUGCAGAUGGCCCGGUGGACGAGUACAUGCUCCCCUUUGAGGAAGAGGUGGGUCAGCACCCGUCCCUAGAGGACAUGCAGGAGGUGGUGGUGCAUAAGAAGCUGCGGCCCUGCCUUAGGGACUGCUGGCAGAAACACGCGGGUCUGACCAUCCUCUGCGAAACCAUCGAGGACUGCUGGGACCACGAGGCCGAGGCUCGCCUGUCGGCCGGCUGCGUGGAGGAGCGCAUCGGCCAGAUGCAGCGCCAGGCCCCCAUCAUCGGCCCGGACGAGAUUGUUACCAUGGUGACGAACGUGGACCUCCCCCCAAAGGAGUCUAGUCUAUGAUCAGCGACAAAUCAGCUGGAGGAGAGAAACCUCCGACCCUGGUUGGUCGGUUUGAUGUUUUUGGGUUUUUUUCCUUCUUUUUUUUUAGCUUUUUUUUUUUUUUUUUUUUAAUCUUUAAGUGCGGGCCGCUACUUCAGGAAACACCCGCGCCCACCUCACUACAUCAGUCCACGUCAUUUUGAUCUGUGUGCCUGAGGAUUCGAGCCCGUCGCCCCCAAGCAGACGCUUGGGACGAGCCGGGAACGGCGGACGCUUUUACCACGCAUCGUUUUUUACACACACACACAAGCGUGCAGGAUGUUUGGCUCUCAGACUUUAACUGAACUGCAUUUUAGCAUUUGGAGAGGAAAACACAUAAAAAGGCGGGGGAGGGCUCCGCUUUUGAUGCAUCGCUGUUUCCUGUGUGCGUUCCUCUGAAGAAACGGCUGUCUUUCUGCCAACAAGCAACGGCUUCUGAAUGUUCAUAGUGUAAUGCUGCUGUACAUAGUGUAUCAUGGACCCUGAUGGUUGUUUAUUAGGCGUACUUUAACCAGGGGAGGCGGGGCUUAGGGGGGGCGGGUCCAUUUUCAAGCAUUACGACAAUUUAAAACAAAACAAAAAACGAAAAGAAAAAAAAAAAGAAAACAUGAACCUCUUUCAACCAGGUAUACCUCAGUUCAGACGGACUUGAUCAUCACCCCCUGCUCAUCGUCACCUUCAUCGUUUUUUUGGCCAUGGGACACGCCCCCCUUACCCUCCCACUGCGAUGUCUGUCAGUAUUUUUUUCAAUCCUUAUUUUGGGUUUCCUCUCAUCCCCCCCGAUUUAACAAAAAUUCAAAGAAACCCGACGGAUUCUCUCGGGGUUUGGUGAUUAUUUUGGUGGGGAGGUGCCAGAUUGAGGGGCCCUACCCCCUAAUCCCUUCUAUCAUAUUCAGCUGGGCCAACCUGCUUUUUAAAAAAAAUAUAUAUAUAUAUAUACAUUUUUGUUUUAUUUUCAGCUUGUCCUCUCUUUUCGAAACACCUCAGGAAUCUUUGCUACUGUCCUCCUCACCCGUCGGGAGCUGGAACGCCUUCACUUCCUCCUGUCUGGACUCAUACCACUAACCAGGUUAACUGCGGGUCGUUGGUGGAGUCCAGCUCUGCUUGAUGGAUUUUUCUUUUUUAUUUCAGCCAUAAAAAAUCUGCCGGUUAUGCAGUUUGGUGUUGCUCACAUCGACGCUAACCACCCUGGUGCCAUCCCCGCCCCGCCCUGCCCCUCCCCGCCCCUCCCCCACACAUACAUCAGCUCUUCUAAUCGAUGUCAGGCGAAACGGAUGUAUCAGUCACUGCCGUGACCUUUUUUUUUUUUUUUCUUUCGAGUCUUUACCUUCUCCGAGGGACGUCGAAACUCCGGUGUCGGCAGACCUGCAGUCUCUCCUCAAGCUUGGGGUGUCGGUUCCGCGCGGCGCAGUUUUACACUAAGGCUUCAAACGUGGUGAGAAAAAAAAACAGACACGCAAACAACCCCCGCCCGCCCCGCGCGAAGGAAGUCGAAGCCAUCUUUGCCAACCGUAGCACGAGAGCGACGUCUGCAGCUGCUGCUUCCUCUGCCGCCGCCCUCCAUGGACGAUCGGCUCGGUCAGAGCUACCUCAUUCGCGGUGCGGACGGCGAAACCAGAAGUCCUCCAUUUUUGCCGGUUCCUCUGGGGAAGAAAAAUAGCUGAAACUGCGCCGGCGGAACCAACCCCAACCGACAAACACCAUUCAGGGAUUCAGUACUAUGCUCUUCGACGUGAGUUAUAUGCAACCAGUGCCGCAAUCAACCGCUGCAGGAGGGACUUUCAAGACACCAGAAACUUGUAGCAUCUUCAUUUUUCUGACCCCGUGACCUUUGCAUAUUGACGUGUUGUAUUUAUUUUUAAUUUACUGGCCUGAGGUUUUUUUUUUUGUUUGUUUUGUUUUCUGAGGUAGGGGUUCGGAGCUCAGGUGUGCAGCUCGAGGAUAAGUGUUUCGUUGUUCUCGUGGUUGUUGUUCUUGUUGUGUAAGGGUGGGACGGGGUGGGCGGGGUGUGACGAUUCAGGAAUUCUUCAAAACGACAAAAUGAACAGACAACGGACUGUGACCCGCUUAACUCUAUUUGAUCUACGGACAAAAGCGACCAGAGAAUGAAUGUUCAGCAGACGCCUGGACCUGGUUGUACAGCGCGGAACCUGACGGAUCGGACCGCCGAACCGUCAAGGGCUUGUGUCUUGCGAUUGUGCCCCGUCCGGUAGAAAAUAGUAAAAGCUGAAAAUAGUAAAAAGGUUGUUUUUUUUUUGUGUGGGUUUGAGCGCCUCUUUGUAAGCUAGCGGGCUGAGAAAACCAAAAUCAAAACGUAAUCAAACAAGGUGAUCGCGGACAAUCUCCGAUCUUUGGCCACCUCCAGUCCUGCCCGCCAUCUAAAGACGUCCAAACUUUUCUAAGCUUUUACGAUUUUCUGCUGCGACCCCCCUCCCCCCCUUCCAGCACCUCACUUUGCUGUGCAUAUAUUACCAGUGAAACAUUUGUGUCUUGUUGCCCCGCCCCCCACUAUUUUACGCAGGAUUUGUACAGACAUAAAUACUUGUAUCAACUAUAUACUCUGAGCUGAAUCUUUAUAAGUACGUGUUGAACUUCAGUGUUUCCUUCUACAUUCAUCGAUGCUGAGAAAAGAAAACGGAAAAAAAAAUUGCAACAUGAAUUUUACAACUCAAGAAACAAUGCAAUCACCCGAGGAGUUCCUCAGGGAGCCUGUUCGGAUGCCCCAACGGUUGCAGUACUCCCCGUUAUGUGACAACUCAUUCCAGCAUCUCUGUUUUUUCCCCCCUUUCGGCGGGAAAUUUCGAGGGAACACUGAAACGCAGUCACCCCCGCUGCUGCGACUGCAAAGUCGGACCCACAUCUGGAAUUUUGACCAGGAAACCACACAAACAAACACUACAAGCGAUUUUCUGACCGUACAUUUCUGGAGGCUUGCGAGUGGCAGCGCUGAUCCGAGAUCCUCGGAGAUGACGUUCUAUUCCUGAUACAUGUGACUGUAAAUUUCAUGUUACUGACAAAAAUGUGAAAAAUGGAUGAGGCGCUCUGAAACUGGAAAGUGUUGGAAUGAAGACGAGCGGAGAAAGGAGACGACUGAUCCCAGGUCAGCGCUGUCGCUCUGGGCUGCCGUUAGCCUGUAAGGAUUUUUAUCAGCCGAAUUCAUCCACGCGAUGUAAAUAAAUGUGUUUUUAGAUUGUGA
This is a messenger RNA of Oryzias latipes (Japanese medaka), 5667 nucleotides long. Its product is annotated as activin receptor type-2A. The record is from RefSeq and is a predicted model, not a curated record. Gene Ontology annotation, cellular component: plasma membrane; activin receptor complex. Gene Ontology annotation, molecular function: activin binding; metal ion binding; activin receptor activity. Gene Ontology annotation, biological process: cellular response to growth factor stimulus; activin receptor signaling pathway; protein phosphorylation. NCBI's taxonomy places the organism in Eukaryota, Metazoa, Chordata, Actinopteri, Beloniformes, Adrianichthyidae.